AUGGCUCGUCUCGAGACUCGCAAAUCCGAAGACUACUAUGUCGCCUGUUUGACUGUAAUUCCAGAAGAAUUUGCGGCCUUCAGAGAAGUAUAUGACAAGCGACACAGCCGUCCGCUUGGAAUCGAUCCGCGGGAUCCCAAUCAAUACGAAUUUGGCGAAAUUGCUGGCCACAAUGUUGUGUUGUGUUCAGCGACAGCUGCUGACCUGUUACGGAGCUUUGAAGGCAUUAAAUAUGCUCUUCUUGUCGGUAUCGGUGGCGGAGUUCCCAGCCGUGCUUGUGAUGUCCGCCUCGGCGACAUUGUUGUGGGGACCCCAGGAUAUCUAUCCAGUGGUAUUACUCAUCACGAUCAGGGAAAGCAGCUAUCAGAUCGUUUCAUGCAUCUGAACUUCCCGGUACCUCCACCUCGGGCGAUUCAAGCUGCUGUCAGCCAGAUGCGGGUAAGGGAGCUGGAUAAAAGCAGUAAAAUACCUAACAUCAUUUCCAGCGUGGUGGGCAAACUCCCUAGCUUCAACCGACCUGAUAAUCGGUCGGACCAUCUCUUUCAAGCCGACUACGAACAUGCUGGAGAAGGCUCUGAUUGCGAUGAAUGCGACAAGAAGAGACUGGUACAGCGUAGUGCCCGGGAUAACCUGGCCCCUCAAAUUCAUUAUGGGGUAAUUGCAUCCGGUGGUUUACUAGUCAGGAGUGCCGCAAAAAGGGAUUCCUUGCGGGAUCUAUACAACGCGUGUUGUAUUGACAUGGAAGCAGCAGGCAUUAUGGGCACCUUACCAUCUCUCGUCAUCAGAGGUAUUAGUGAUUAUGCGGAUUCACAUAAGAACGACCACUGGCAGAAAUAUGCGGCAGUUGCAGCGGCGGCCUUUGCGAAGGAGCUGCUCCAGUGCCUCCCGUCCCUUCUUGCCGGUUCCACGUCUUGCUCUGAUGGGACGUCUGACGAGUCCACGGUCACUACUCAACCUAUAAGUCACACCCUCGAGAAUUUGCUUGAACGAGAGGCCCGUACCAUCAAGGCCUACAACUGGAGGGAGUCGAUUGUAGACCUUUCAAAGAUACUCGGUCUGAAAUGGGACGUGGGAUCGCGUCCGCAGCUAGCAAAUGCUCUACAAGUCAACAAGGGACCCAAUGGCUCAGCAACACAGAAUAAUGCGCUACGUCGCGCCCUCAUGAAGGAGUUGAGGGUUGAAAAUGGAAGUAUCGUCAUUCCUGGUCACUUGCAAGCGUUGCGAAACUGAUUCGGGCAGCACAUUAGGAGAAUGAUACGCUCUGUGAGAGUAUUGAGGUUAUGCACAAUAUGAAUAGAAUAUGUUGUAAUUAU
Talaromyces stipitatus ATCC 10500 is the source of this 1313-nucleotide messenger RNA. RefSeq lists its product as uncharacterized. NCBI's taxonomy places the organism in Eukaryota, Fungi, Ascomycota, Eurotiomycetes, Eurotiales, Trichocomaceae. The transcript is spliced from 2 exons. The record is from RefSeq and is a predicted model, not a curated record. Gene Ontology annotation, biological process: nucleoside metabolic process. The coding region runs from base 1 to 1230 and encodes 409 amino acids. Gene Ontology annotation, molecular function: catalytic activity.